Messenger RNA from Scedosporium apiospermum, 1332 nucleotides. RefSeq lists its product as uncharacterized. The record is from RefSeq and is a predicted model, not a curated record. Gene Ontology annotation, cellular component: SNARE complex; endomembrane system; plasma membrane. Lineage: Eukaryota; Fungi; Ascomycota; Sordariomycetes; Microascales; Microascaceae. The coding region runs from base 1 to 1332 and encodes 443 amino acids. Gene Ontology annotation, biological process: exocytosis; vesicle fusion; intracellular protein transport. Gene Ontology annotation, molecular function: SNAP receptor activity; SNARE binding. The transcript is spliced from 6 exons.
AUGAGCAAUUACGGAUACGGAAGGCCCAACCCCUUCGAUGAUAGGGAAUCCCCCGCGCCAGGCGGCGGCUAUGGUGGCCCUGUGAGGCCGCCUCAGGCGUCCUUUGGCCAGGGCCCCUCUCCUUACGGUGGUCAGAGGAAUAACAACAACUACGGCGGAGGCAACAACGUGGAGAUGUCGAACCUCCCUAGCAACAACGGUUAUGGCGGCAACGGCGGAGGCUAUGGAGGAAGAAACGACGGAGGCUAUGGCGGUGGAAACAAUGGCGGUUAUGGAGGAGGAAAUGGUGGCGGCUCCACAUCCAUUCUUGACGAAUGCAGCGAGAUCGAUCGUGGAAUCGAGGAGGUCGAGAGAAACCUCAACCAACUCCGAAACCUCCACCGUGCGGCGCUCAACGAUACUGAUACCAGCGGCGGCAGCCGCGUCAACCGUGAACUCGACGGCCUAUCAUCCGACACCAUGACUCUUUACCGCUCCCUCGUCGAGCGUGUGCGCAAGAUCAAGUCGAACCCUGCCUCGCGUCAAGGCGUAAACUCGCGCCAGGUGGAGCGUAUUGAUGGCCGUUUGAAGAACGCCAUCCGACAGUACCAGGAGAUUGAUGCCGAUUUCCGAAGGGAGACCCAAGCCCAGAUUGCCCGGCAAUACCGAAUCGUCAAGCCUAAUGCGACUGAGGACGAGGUUGCUGCGGCCGUUGAUGGUGCCGACGGCGGCCAGGUGUUUACCCAGGCACUUAUGCAGAGUAACCGACAAGGCCAGGCCACGGCCACUCUCAACAACGUCAGGGACCGUCACGCUCAGAUUCUCAAGAUUGAGCGCCAGAUGACCGAACUGGCCCAGCUCUUCCAGGACAUGAAUACUCUCGUUGUCCAACAGGAAGUUGCUGUUGCCCAGAUUGAGCAGAAGGCCGAGGAGGUUGUUGAGAACCUUGACAAGGGUAAUGAGGAGAUCGUUACUGCCGUUAAGACUGCCAGGGCAACCCGCCGGAAGAAGUGGUGGUGCCUUGGUAUCACUGUCCUCAUCAUCAUUAUUAUCGUUGUUGCCAUCAUCGCCUGGCUGGCGGCUACCGGCCGACUCAACACCGGCGGCGGUAAUAAUAAUAACAGCAACAACAACAACAACGCUAACACCAACGCCAACACCGACGCUAACAACGGCAACACUGGCAACACCGGCAACACAAACAACGCCAAGCGAGGCAUUGCUGUCGCUAAUGUUGAAGCCGUUAGCGAAGUGCUUGUUAAGACGAUUCCUCAUGUGACACGACAAAUUUCCGAAACCGUUUCGAGAGCGAGAUCCAUCCAACCUGGAGCGAGGUUCAGGAACCUCCAGUAG